Molecule: messenger RNA, 3319 nt
Organism: Ictalurus punctatus (channel catfish)
Lineage: Eukaryota; Metazoa; Chordata; Actinopteri; Siluriformes; Ictaluridae
Product: NACHT, LRR and PYD domains-containing protein 9
Exons: 10
Coding region: 133-2883 (916 amino acids)
Molecular function (GO): protein binding
Source: RefSeq, a predicted model, not a curated record
CUCUAAAAAUUAUUUUAACUAAACCAGUCAAGCCAGUUUAAGUAAAAGUGAAACUCCAUUUAGUGACGAUUGGACUGUAAAAGGUUCUCAGGAGAAGAACACAGUUUAUAGGUAUAAUCUGUUGGAGGAGACAUGGCCUCCAAAAUGAGUGUGUCUGGGGAGCAAGACACAGAGAAAGGCGAGAGAUCAGACUCACCUGAACCCAGUUGUGUGUCCAUGAGGAGUGACAAGUCAAUGAACCGUCCAAUACACUUCAGAGACAGAGACAGUACUACUGAUCUGAGGCUGCAAAAGGAUUCAGAUACCACACACAGCAACCUACUGGAGUCUAUAUUUAAGGAGCUGGAGCACAGAGUCAUCAGUCUGAUAAAGAAUGAGCUGAAGAGAUUUAAGAAGCUCCUGAGUCCAGAUUACCCAGCAUGCUCUGAGAGGGAGGUGGAGGAGGAGGAGGAUCAGAGCAGUGUCAGAGAGGGAGUGCUGAAGAUCACACUGCACUUCCUGAAGAACAUGAACCACACAGAUCUCGCUAACACACUGCAGAACAAACUCGCCCCUGCCUACCAACAAAAACUCAAAUCCACACUGAGAGAGAAAUGUAAAAGAAUUAAUGAAGGAAUCUCACAGCCUGGAAGUUCAGCACUUCUGAAUGAGAUCUACACAGAUCUCUACAUCACAGAGGGGUGGAGUGGAGACGUCAAUAAUGAACAUGAGGUGAGACAGAUUGAGACAGCGUCCAGGAGACCAGCAGCACAGGAGACACCCAUCAAAUGUAAAGAUCUCUUUAAAGACAAGUCCAUCAGAAGAGUGCUGACUAAAGGAGUUGCUGGAAUUGGAAAAACAGUCUCUGUGCAGAAGGUCAUUCUGGACUGGACUGAAGGAAAAGCAAAUCAGGACGUCACCUUCAUGUUUCCACUUCCCUUUAGAGAGCUGAAUCUGAUGAAGCAGGAACAUCUCAGUCUGAUGGAUCUUCUUCAUCACUUUUUCCCAGAAAUAAAAGAAUUAGAAUUAAUAGACUGUGAGAUCAACAAAGUCCUGUUCAUCUUUGAUGGUCUGGAUGAGUGUCGACUUCCUCUAAAUUUCCAGAAGAAUGAGAGACUGUGUGAUGUGACAGAGUCAGCCUCAGUGGAUGUGCUGCUGACGAACCUCAUCAAGGGGAAUCUGCUUCCCUCUGCUCUCCUCUGGAUCACCUCUCGACCAGGAGCAGCCAAUCAGAUCCCUCCUGAGUGUGUAGACCAGGUCACAGAGGUACGAGGGUUCAGUGAUCCUCAGAAAGAGGAGUACUUCAGGAAGAGGAUCAGUGAUCAGAGCCUGGCCAAUAAAAUCAUCUCACACAUGAAGUCUUCAAGAAGCCUCUACAUCAUGUGCCACAUCCCAGUCUUCUGCUGGAUCUCAGCCACUUCACCCAACAUUCUAGAGAGAAUGUUGGGUGGAGCAGAGAGUGGAGAGAUCCCCAAGACUCUGACUCAAAUGUUCACACACUUCCUGAUCUUUCAGAUCAAACACAAGGACCAAAAGUACCAUCAGAAAUGUGACCCUGAUCCUCAGCAGACCAGAGCGAGUAUCCUGGCACUGGGGAAACUGGCUUUCCAGCAGCUGGAGAAAGGAAACCUGAUCUUCUAUGAGGAAGACCUGAGAGAGUGUGGCAUUGAUGUGAAAGAAGUGUCAGUGUACUCAGGAGUGUGUACCCAAAUCUUCAGAGAGGAGUUUGGGCUUCACCUGGGGAAGGUGUUCAGCUUUGUACAUCUGACUGUUCAGGAGUUUCUGGCUGCUUUAUACGCAUUUCUCUCCUUCAUCAGCAGAAAUGUAACAGAACACCAAACUGAUCUGUCUGAUCUUCUCACCAAGUCAGACAUGUCUGAUUUCCUGAGGAGUGCAGUGGACAAGGCCUUACAGAGUGAGAACGGACACCUGGACCUGUUCCUCCGCUUCCUUCUGGGUCUCUCACUGGAGUCCAAUCAGACUCUCUUACGAGAACUACUGCCCCAGACAGGAAGCAGUUCUCACAGCAAACAGGAAACAGUCGAGUACAUCAAGGAGAAGAUCAGGGAGAAUCCAUCUCCAGAGAAAUCCAUCAAUCUGUUCCACUGUCUGAAUGAACUGAAUGAUGAUUCUCUAGUGCAGGAAGUCCAACAUUACCUGAACAGAAGAGGUGACUGGUGUCUCAGUGAAGACAGACUCUCUCCUGCUCAGUGGUCAGCUCUGGUGUUUGUGUUGCUGACCUCAGAAGAGGAUCUGGAUGAGUUUGUUUUGAGGAAUUAUCAGAUAUCAGAUGAAUGUGUUCUGGGGAUGAUGCCAGUAUUGAAAGCAGCAAGAAAGGCAGAUCUGUCUCAGUGUAAUCUCAAAGAGGAUGCCCGUAGAGCUCUGUCCUCAGUUCUCAGCUCACCCUCCUCCAGUCUGAGAGAACUGGACCUGAAAUGUAAUUAUACCCUGCGGGAUUCAGGAGUGAAGCUGCUCUCUCCUGGACUGGAGAGUCCACACUGUAAACUGGAGAUACUGAAUCUGCGUGAGUGUAUGCUCACAGAGGAAAGCUGUAGAGUUCUGUCCUCAGUUCUCAGAUCAAACUCCUCCAGACUGAGAGAACUGGACCUGAGUAUUAAUAACCUGCAGGAUUCAGGAGUGAAGCUGCUCUCUGCUGGACUGGAGGAUCCACACUGUACACUGGAGACACUGGGGUUGGUAGGCUGCAGUAUUACAGGUGAAGGCUUUGCUGCUCUGGUUUCAGCUCUGAUGUUAAACCCCUCAUCACACCUGAGAGAACUUCAUGUGUACUGGAAUUAUCCAGGAGAAUCAGGAGUGAAACUACUUUAUGAUCUACUGGAGCAUCCACACUGUAAACUGGAGAUGAUAAAGUUGGAGCCGUUUUUUAGUCUCAGACACAGAUGAUUAUGAGGAUAAACAUAAUGCAGUACAAAGUGUUGUAAAGAACAGCUGAAACUGUGAUGUCUUACUUUUCUCAUUUAUUGAUAAUGAUGAAGUUAAGAUUCUGCUUUUUUAAUGUUUUGUUCUGGUUAAUCAGAUGGUGUAUGUAAGAAUGCACCUGUCAGAGCUUUAUUUUUCUCCACUGUUUCAUGUUUACAAUCAGAGAAGUAAUAAAGUAAACCUACAUCUGUGUAAUCUAAUAUCAUGUAGCUACAAUACAGAAACUCAACAGUAAUGAAUCUUUUCGUAUUCAAAAUUUUUAACAGUAAACAGCACUUUACUGUACAUAUCAUGUGCCUUUUAAUUCAGAUUUGUCUCUAUACAAAGCCUUACAAUAGUUAUAACUGAAUAUCUCUCUCUCUCUCUCUCUCUCUCUCUCUCUCUCUCUCUCUCUAUAUAU